Molecule: messenger RNA, 702 nt
Organism: Priceomyces carsonii
Lineage: Eukaryota; Fungi; Ascomycota; Pichiomycetes; Serinales; Debaryomycetaceae
Gene: RPS3
Product: 40S ribosomal protein uS3
Exons: 1
Coding region: 1-702 (233 amino acids)
Biological process (GO): translation
Cellular component (GO): nucleus; cytosolic small ribosomal subunit
Molecular function (GO): RNA binding; structural constituent of ribosome
Source: RefSeq, a predicted model, not a curated record
AUGGUUAACGCAAUCUUGUCAAAGAAGAGAAAGUUGGUAGCUGAUGGUGUCUUCUACGCCGAAUUAAAUGAGUUUUUCACUAGAGAAUUAGCUGAACAAGGUUAUGCUGGUGUUGAAGUUAGAAAGACACCUUCCAAAUUGGAAGUUAUUGUCAAGGCAUCUAACACUCAAGGUGUCUUAGGUGAGCAAGGUAGAAGAAUUCACGAAUUGACCUCCUUGAUCGUCAAAAGAUUCAAAUUGUCUCCAGAAGGUAUCGUACUUUAUGCUGAGAGAGUUGAAGAAAGAGGUUUAUCUGCUGCCGUCCAAGCUGAAGCUUUGAAAUCUAAGUUGUUGAAUGGUUUACCAUUAAGAAGAGCAGCUUACGGUGUUUUAAGAUUUGCUAUGGGUGCUGGAGCCAAGGGUGUCGAAGUUGUCAUCUCAGGUAAAUUGAGAGCUGCUAGAGCUAAGUCUCAAAAAUACUCUGAUGGUUUCAUGAUUCACUCUGGUCAACCAACCAAAGAUUUCAUUGAUAUUGCUAUUAGACACGUCUUGAUGAGACAAGGAGUUUUGGGUAUUAAAGUCAAGAUUAUGAAGGAUCCUGCUGCAAACAGAUUCGGUCCUAAAGCAUUGCCAGAUGCUGUUAAGAUUUCUGAAGCUAAGGAUGAGGAUGAAAUUAUCCCAGCUCCAACAGUCAAGGUUUAUAAGGCUGCUGCCCAAGUAUAA